Molecule: messenger RNA, 2649 nt
Organism: Naegleria lovaniensis
Lineage: Eukaryota; Heterolobosea; Eutetramitea; Acrasida; Naegleriidae
Exons: 2
Coding region: 1-2649 (882 amino acids)
Biological process (GO): peptidyl-serine phosphorylation; autophagy
Cellular component (GO): cytoplasm
Molecular function (GO): protein binding; protein serine/threonine kinase activity; ATP binding
Source: RefSeq, a predicted model, not a curated record
AUGUCCAAUUCCAACAACACGAACGAUUUUCCAACCUCUCCCGAAAUGGAGUCAUUGAUGAAGACUGUUACCAUCAAGACACCAAUUGCAUCAUCAGGAACCAGCGAGCCUUUCACUCUCGGAGGACCUACCCUCCUUCAAGCCAAUUCAUCCUCUUCUAGUAUACUCACAUUGAAAAGGCUUGUGUUGCAACAAGAACAGGAAUUUCAUGUGUUGCCUCCGAUCAUGAUGCCUAAUAAUGAUUACUCAACUCUGACGGAAUCAUCACUUCAACAACUCGUGUCGAGUUUUAGUGGUGCCAGUUCAAGUAGUAAUAACAAUAAUAACAUUUUGGAUUUGUACAAAAUUAAAAGCAAAAUCGGAGAAGGAUCGUUUGGUAGUGUGUUUAAAGUGAAAAUUAAAUCGACCAAGGAAGUUUUGGCUCUCAAAAGAAUUUCAAUGAAUAAUGGAGAAGGGAGUGGAGAUAGUCUUGAUCUUGGACAGAGCACAGGCAUGUCAUCAUCGUUUCUGUCAUCCUCGAAAACUGCCAUGGUCGGAAAGCGAGUGACAGAAAAUUUGAACGAAUUCUUUGCACUGAAGGAGCUGGAUCAUCCGUGCAUUGUGAAAGUGAGAGAAGCAUUCUUGACGUUUGACGAUGAACAGUCGUUACAACAAGGAUCAAUUAAGAGUGUGGCAUAUUCGAUGAAAUUUUAUGAAAAUGGAAGUUUAGCUGAUUAUAUUUACAAGAAGAAGGGAAAUAUAUCAUACAAGACAGUGAAAUCAGUCAUGAUUCAAUUAUGUUUAGUAUUGCAAUAUCUUCAUUCUAGAAAUUUAUUGCAUAGAGAUAUCAAACCACAAAAUAUUUUCAUUGGCACUUUAAUCGCUUUGAAAAAUUCAUUCAUUCCACACAACCACAUUGAUCCAGCACUCAGCUCUGUAAUUGUUAUUUUGGGAGAUUUUGGAACGGUAAGGAAAUUCAACGAAGGAUCUCUGAUCAGCACCAUGGUGGGUUCCCAGUUUUACAUGUCACCUGAGGUCAUGUAUGGAGAAGCCUACCAAUUGGAUGCAGAUAUUUGGUCUAUGGGUGUCAGUAUCUAUCAGUUGGCAACUGGAGUACCCAAACCUAUUGCAAUGAUGGCUUACAGAAACGAACAUUCCACAAUUAAGAGCUCUCUUGAGACUGCACUCAUUAGUAACACGAUGACUGAAAAUGAAAAAGUUGAAUGCAUGGAGUUGAUUGAUCUCAUCAUGCAAAUGUUUGACUUGGAUCCAAAAAAGAGGCUCUCUAUUGAAGAUUUACUAUCAUCCAAACCUCUCAAGCCAUAUGUUAACGAAGUACUUCUCAUUCUCUCACAGUAUAAUUUACAAAUCAUGCAAGAAGGAAACGAAAAGCUGCUGAAGUUGGUUGAUGAUUUACGGUUUAACAUUGUCUCAAAUCAAGGAAUGAGAACUACCAUGCGAAAAACAGACUCCAGCUCAUCAUUUUCUCCAUCAUCUUCACAGCAAAAUUUAUCAUCAACAGCUACCAGUGGUCGAUUAUUACUGGUCUCGAGUUGGUGGAGUUCCAAUUUGAGAAUUUUUUCAAUUGAUGAAAAGAAAACCGGGCCUUUCGAUAUUGUCUCUAACAUGCCGUAUUUGUUAGAUCUAAAAUCGGAUUUAACUUGUGAACAAAUAUUGCCUCUAUCUCGAGAUGAAAUUAUUCUAGGUCUCAAUUCAGGAGAAAUAGUCAAGUUGAGAAGAGAUGGUGGCCAUUCUUUCAAGGAGCUACUUCGUGCCAUUGCCCACAAGGAUCGAGUGAAAUGUUUGAAAUUGUUUCCCAAUGUCUUUAAUAGUGUUCUGAAUUUGGACGAUUUAUUUGCUUCAGGAAGCUAUAACAAAUCUGUAAAAGUGUGGAAAAGAUCAUCGUUUGAAUGUGUAAAACAAUUUGAGCAUGAGAGUGGAAAUGUCUACGCAUUAGCUACAACCUAUAAUUUAAGAAAUAAUCAACAGCCAAGUUUAAUUUCCGUCGGAUCUGACACAAGUAUUUAUGAAUGGGAUUUGGAAAAGUGUGUGAACGUGAGGGAUAAAGCUCACAGUGAUGACAUUUACGCCUGUGAAUUUUUAAACCUGUCACAACCACUCCUUUUAACUGGAUCUUUUAAGGAAUUGAAAGGAUGGGAUCAUCGACAACACAAGCCCUCAAUAUUUUUAUCUCAAGCACACUCGAAUUAUAUUAACAAAAUUAUUACAUUGGAACCAAAAAGUAAUUCUUCAUGCCUCUAUAGAGAUGGAAACCAUUUUCUUACAUGUUCCAAUGAUGGUAUGAUUAAAUUAUGGGAUGUGAGAAAAUUACAAGAUGGCACCUCAACAACUUCAAAAGGUGCAGAGAAUGCCAUUCAAACUUUUAAAGUCAAUUUGGAUGGCAUUAAGACACUUCAUGUAAUCUCUUCUGAGAGAGAUCUUGGAGGUGUUAGUACGACCUUAUCAACAACAACAACAACUAGUGCAAUUCAACCGUCGCAGUCAGGAUCUAUUACCACGACUAGUGUAGAAGAAAAUGUUAUUGCGUAUGGAACCAAACGUGGAAAGCUUGGGUUCAUUGAUUUGAAUAAUUUCACCAUGAUCAAAAGCUUUAAUGCCAUUCGAGGAGUGGUUGGACUUGUCGACGUUUCUGGAAUUCAAAUUUUGUAA